Molecule: messenger RNA, 2865 nt
Organism: Poecilia latipinna (sailfin molly)
Lineage: Eukaryota; Metazoa; Chordata; Actinopteri; Cyprinodontiformes; Poeciliidae
Product: sodium- and chloride-dependent GABA transporter ine
Exons: 13
Coding region: 27-1811 (594 amino acids)
Biological process (GO): nitrogen compound transport; amino acid import across plasma membrane; sodium ion transmembrane transport
Cellular component (GO): plasma membrane
Molecular function (GO): amino acid:sodium symporter activity
Source: RefSeq, a predicted model, not a curated record
CUGCUUAAAUCACCGUCGAGCUCUCCAUGGAGUUAGGGUCCAGACCAGCAGCCGCGAUGAGCAAGAAGGAAGCCACGGAUCAGCAGCCCAGCAGACCGACAUGGAGCAGGCAGAUAGAGUUCACCCUGGCAGGGAUCGGCUGCGCCGUGGGCCUGGGGAACGUUUGGAGGUUCCCUUAUCUCUGCUACAGGAGCGGAGGAGGUGCCUUUCUGGUUCCCUACCUGCUCAUGCUGGUGGUGUUGGGGAUCCCUCUGCUCUACAUGGAGCUGACUGUGGGCCAGUACACCCGGAGAGGCCCGGUUCAUGCUCUGGCCACUGUUUGCCCACUCUUAAAAGGGGUGGGCAUAGCAUCUGUGGCCAUCUCCUUCAUCAUGUGCACCUACUACAACAUCGUCAUCACCUGGGCCCUGUAUUACCUCUUCAACUCCUUCCAGGCGCCUCUUCCCUGGCAGAGCUGCAACAACACCUGGAACACGCCCAACUGCACGGACCACGCCACCAACAGCAGCUACUCGUCCACAGCCAGCCAGGAGUUCUUCAAGCAUAAAAUGCUGGGCCAGACUAGCGGAGUGGAGGAAACAGGAAUCCUGCGGUGGGAGCUUUUCCUCAUCCUCAUCCUGGCUUGGAUUCUCAUAUAUCUGUGCAUCUUUAAAGGAGUGAAGUCAACAGGCAAGGUGGUGUACUUCACUGCUCUGUUCCCAUACAUCAUCCUCAUCGCCCUGCUGAUCAAUAACGUGCAGCUCCCUGGGGCUUCGGACGGGAUAUCUUUCUUCAUCGUGCCCGAGUGGGACAAGCUCCGGUCCGUGGAGGUGUGGGUGAACGCUGCGGCUCAAAUCUUCAACUCAAUUGGGAUUGGCUUUGGCUCCCUGCUGGCCAUGUCCAGCUACAACUCCUUCAACAACAACGUUCUGAAGGACACACUGUUCAUAUCCAUCACCAACUCCCUAACCAGCAUCCUGGCAGGCUUCGUCAUCUUCUCUGCCUUUGGCUACAUGUCUUAUCUGCAGGGCAUUCCCGUCAGCCAGCUGGCGGUGGAUGGCCCAGGACUGGUUUACGUUGUUUACCCACAAGCCUUCGCCAACAUGCCGGUGUCCCAGGUCUGGGCUGUCCUGUUUUUCUUCAUGCUGCUGUGCCUGGGGCUGGACAGUGAGUUUGCGAUGGUUGAGGUGAUGGUGACCAGUUUGAUGGACGAAUUCUACCAACAGCUGAUCCGAAUCUUCAAAAGGAAGGAACUGUUUAUCCUUGCAGUCUGCGGUGUGGCCUUUCUGUUUGGGAUCCCGUGUGUGAUGCAGGUAGGAAUCUACGUCUUCCAGCUGAUGGACCACUACACUGCCAUCGUCUCCAUCAUGUUCCUUGCAUUUUUUGAGAUUAUAGCCAUCUGUUGGAGUUACGGUGUAAAGAGACUUUCAAGCAACAUGGAAGAGAUGACUGGACAAAAGCCAAACAUCUUCUUCAGGCUUUGUUGGCUCGUAGUUGAUCCUGUGCUCAUCACUGUCAUUCUGAUUUUCUCCAUCAUCCAGUUCAGACCGGCUCGCUAUGGGGACUACGUCUUCCCUCCCUGGGCUCAGGGCGUUGGCUGGGUCAUUGCUCUGGCCUCCAUUAUCUGGAUUCCUCUGGGUGCAAUUCACACUUUGUGGGUGCUUCCUGGUUCGCUCACGAAGAAACUGAAGCUAUCGAUCACACCGUAUGCCCUGAAUGCCACUAAAGGUCUAUAUAAAGAGAGGGGAGGAGGAGCAGGAGAACCAGACAUAUCCAUCAUCAGCUCCAGCUCCAGCCUACCUGACAAAAAGUCCAUUGAGACAUAUUUCUGACACAUUUAGUGUUUUGCUCAAAACACUCUGCUCCCAUCCGAGGCAAACAGAAAAACUCCAGCUUAUCAGUAAUGAAUGUUAGUCCUUGAAUCUUGCUUGGUCUAGUCAGGAAAUUGAACAGAGCGAUUUUAUUAAAAUUAUAUUGUGUUGUUUUUUUUUUUGUUUUUUUUGCAUAUCUGCCUUGCAGAUGGAUGAAAAUAACCAGGUAUUGUAAUUUGAGUUAUUUAAUUUGUGGGCUUCUCUUGUAUUUUACUACCACAACUUUACAGGCUUUAUUUAUUGACUGCUUUGAACGAGUGCGCCAUCUUCUGGUAAAAUCUAUGCAACACAUUGUAUUGGAUAAUUUUUAAAACAUCAUUUCUAUAUUAGAAAAUAGGAUAAUAUAACGGUUUAACAUUUGCCAGGGUGUCUGCAUGUUUCAGCAAGUCAAAUUUACGACUUUUUAAUGCCAACUUGAAUGAAUUUUAAGACCUAAAAAUAUAAGUACAGACGUUGGUGGGGCAAUCCGUGAGACAUUACAAUCAAGCACAGCAAAAACGGGGACAUUUCUGGGGCAUGUUUGUGCUUCUUACACUGCCUAUGGCUCUCUACAGCUUAAAAGUUGUUUUCUCCCCUCACAGAAUGCAACUUGUUCGUUAACCGAAGAGAUUCAGUGACAAGUGACGUUGUUUACCCAUAACAUACGCAAAAAAGCUAAUUAGCUAGCUAGCAAAGAUAUUUUAGCUGCUUGUUAUAGUUAGCUUCGAGUCACAGACUCCAACUUUUGGCUGACGGAAAAGUCCUGAGAUUAAAAAGUCAAAUUAACAUAUUUAAGGCUAUCUUACAUGUUUUAAUAAACAGAAUACAUUCUAAUUUAAUUUAAUGUUUGAUACAUGUAUGUAAGACUUAAAGAUGUGCGGACACCCUGAUUUACAAUCCACUGUGGUACUGCCAUUGUCUUAUUGCUGCUGACUCAUUUAUUAGGUCAAUCACGACAGGGAACUGCAGAUAACACUAAUUGGUCAUGCAACCCUGUCAUGUAAGAUAUAAUAAAAAGAUCUUUGACCAAAGUCCA